This is a messenger RNA of Dimorphilus gyrociliatus, 1300 nucleotides long. The record is from the annotation of a GenBank genome assembly. Lineage: Eukaryota; Metazoa; Annelida; Polychaeta; Dinophilidae.
AAUGAUUCUUCUCCUGUUCCUACUUUUAUUUUGUUCCGGAGUGAAAUCAUUUUCGAAAAUUACUCAAUGUGAUUCCUCACCUCUGUGUCGUUGCGUAGUUAAUGAGAAGGGUCUCAUUCAAAGAGCAAUUUGCGGAAGUAUUAAUGGAUAUUUGCCUCGUCUCCCAAAAACACCAUACGUUCUUCCUUUAGUUUCUUUUGCAUAUGCUGACUUGAGUCAUCUUCCAGCCUAUGCCUUUGACGGUGACAAAGUACAAUCGUUGGAUUUGCAAGGUAACUCAUUUGAAAUUGGUUUGAAUAUUCUAGCAUUUCAAACAAAAACAACAAAUUUUCUACAAACACUUAAUUUGGAAUGGUGUAAAAUACGGCAACUUCGACAUCAAAUAUUUAAGGGAUUAUACAAUUUGAAAAAUUUAUCCUUAAGUGAUAAUUCAUUGAAUAUAUUACCAGGUGGAUUAUUUAAGGAUUUGAGGAAUUUGGAAAGCUUAAAGCUAUCUGGAAAUCCUAUAUGGAUAAUCCGUCCUAAUUUAUUUCUUCCCUUAGAGUCUUUAAUACAUUUAGAUAUUGGAUACUGUGCAAUAAAAUCAAUAGAAAAGGAUUGGUUUAAAACCAUGAAAUACUUAAAGCAUCUGGAUCUAAGAGGAAAUCGCAUUAAAAACAUACAGCCUUUUAUUUUUGAUCAAUUGUCACAAUUGGAAAAAUUAUACUUGGGUCAUAAUUCAUUUUUUCGACUUCAGAAAAGGGCUUUAUCUAAUCUUAGGAAUCUUACUGUUUUGUCAGUUCACGAAGGCUCCUUAGCACUUUUAGACGUUGGAGCAAUGGAUGACUUAAUUAAUCUAAAAUUUCUCGACUUAUCAGAUAAUAACAUUGAGCACAUUCAGGCAGGAGCUGCGGAUGUUCCAUCAAUUGAAAGACUAAACUUAGACGGUAAUUAUUUACGAACAUUACCAUUGGAUAUUAAUAAGAUGAAAAAUUUGAAAUACUUGGACGUCUCUUAUAACCGUUUGGAGACAUUUUCAUUCUGUUUAUUUAAAAGAAUAAAAGAACUAAAGUUUUUAAACCUUAGAGAAAAUCCAUGGAAUUGCAGGUGCAAAUUUUUGUAUGUUGUUGACAAUUUACGAACAAAAGUCAAUUCUCUAUGGCCUAAAGAGGAAAGACACCCUGGCAAAUGGAGUUUUAUACCCGGAAGAUGUGAGAAACCACCUAAAGCUAAGGGAAAAUUCUUAAUUGAUUACCUACACGAACCGAACGUUAAUUGCACUUUAGAAAACAUGGUCUCCCGUUGUUUCUUCCAGGUUUAG